This is a messenger RNA of Geodia barretti, 694 nucleotides long. Lineage: Eukaryota; Metazoa; Porifera; Demospongiae; Tetractinellida; Geodiidae. The record is from the annotation of a GenBank genome assembly.
ACUAGUUGUGCCACUGUCAACAUUGUGAAUGACAAUUUUUUGGAGGGCGAUCAUAACUUCGACGUCUUUAUCUCUGACCCCGGACCUUCUGCCAUGACUGGGACACCUAGUAAUACUGAAGUCACUAUCAAUGACGAUGAAUCUGGAACCCUGGUGUUUGAUACAGGGUCUAGCACUGCUACAGUACCUGAGGGGGGACAUGGCAUCAGUCUGUAUUACCAUCUCAUCUACUGCCACUUCCCUGGGAUGUGACCUCACAGUUACUCUUACUACUGCUGACGGCAAGGCUACAAGUGCAGACAAUGACUAUACAGCUGGACAGUAUGAGAUAUCAUUUAUGACAGGCGACACUUUUGAUCUUAUGGGUUGUGUUGAUAUCCCAACUAUUGAUGAUAUGAUUCUGGAGGGAGAUCAUGACUUUAUUGUCAGUGUCUAUGACAUCACACCAGAUGGAGCAGUCACUGCCAGUGGAGACUUGACCGUCACAAUUACAGAUGCUGCUGAUGGUCAAGCCAGUAUCGAUUUGCAAGGCGAUGACACCUUUUCUGAGGGCGAUGGAACCGUUCAAUGCUGUUUUGCAAUCUCUGGACUGCCAUCGGGAGGACUAGGAUGUGAUAUAGUUGUCACGGUUCAGAGUCUUGCUGUUGGUGGUGCAAUGGAUGCAACUGUUGGUAGCGAUUAUGCAUUGCUAAUG